CCCUCUGCCUUUUUCUUUUUUCUCUCAAUAAAGAAAAACCAUCAUUUUGAUUUGCAGUUCACAGUGUCAUUUCAUAUCCUCAAGUACAACAGCAGUUCUCAAUGGCUAAAGUAGCAGCAGCCCUGUCUCUCUCUCUCCUCAUCUUUUCCUUCAUUCCAGGUGGAACUUUGAUGAUGGUAAAUGGACAGAAAAGUUGGUGUGUGGCUAAGCCAUCAUCGGACCAGGCAACUCUACUGGCAAACAUUAAUUUCGCAUGUUCUCAAGUGGAUUGCCGUGUAAUGCAAAAGGGUUGUCCUUGUUUCAGCCCUGAUAAUCUGAUGAACCAUGCUUCCAUUGCUAUGAAUCUUUACUACCAAGCCAAGGGAAGAAACAAGUGGAACUGUGAUUUUAGAGGCUCAGGUCUUGUUGUCAUCACUAAUCCAAGUUAUGCUGACUGCAUUUAUGACUAGCCUAAGCUUAUGACUGGACAUGGUGUGGUUUAAGCAGCUUUACAUAUUGUAAUUCCUUUGAGAAAAAGGGCAUCUUGUAGCUUAAAUUAUCAUCUUUGUUUCUAUUUUCAGAAUUAUGUAAAUGUAUUUAAAUGGGUUGAUAAAAGUGAAAAUUCUCAUGGAAAGCUAA
Gossypium raimondii (Peruvian cotton) is the source of this 618-nucleotide messenger RNA. RefSeq names its product glucan endo-1,3-beta-glucosidase. The record is from RefSeq and is a predicted model, not a curated record. Lineage: Eukaryota; Viridiplantae; Streptophyta; Magnoliopsida; Malvales; Malvaceae. The transcript is spliced from 4 exons. Bases 102 to 449 code for a protein of 115 amino acids.